UCGAGAUUCAGGGGAGGAUGGGUAGUGGAGAUCAGGGGAAGGGAGUGAGGAUUUUCAUUCAUAAAGAGCUCUUUUAUUCUCACGAUCGCGUCCAAAUUCUCCACCGCUCUCUUCAUCGAGAAGCUAGAGAACAAUCCAAGAAUCCAUCACACAUGGCGGCCAGCAACGGCGGCGCGCUCACCUUGGUGGAUCUGGCGCCGUUCUUCGCCGUGGGAGACGCCGACGACGCGGGCGCGCGCGCCCGCGCCACCGAGGCCGUGCGCGAGGCGUGCCAGGCCACCGGGUUCUUCCGCGCGGUGAACCACGCCGUGCCGCGGGAGCUCAUGGCGCGCGCGCUCGACCUGUCGGCGGCGUUCUUCGCGCUCCCGGACGAGGAGAAGGCCAAGGUGCGGCCCGCCGAGGGCGCCUCCGCCUCGCCGCUCCCGGUGGGGUACGCGCGGCAGCCGGCGCACUCCGCCGACAAGAACGAGUACCUCCUCCUCUUCAACCCCAAGCUCGGGCUCAACCACUACCCCGCCCAGCCGGCCGGAUUCAGGGAUGCGCUGGAGGAGUGCUACGCCAAGCUCACCGAGCUGGGGCUGCUCAUCCAGGACAUCCUGAACGAGUGCAUGGGCCUGCCGCCGGGCUUCCUCGCGGGGUACAACGCCGACCGCGGCUUCGACUUCCUCACCGCGCUUCGCUACUUCCCGGCGACAACCGACGAGAACAACGGCAUCAGCGCGCACGAGGACGGCAACUGCAUCACCUUCGUCCUGCAGGACGGCGUCGGGGGCCUGGAGGUGCUCGGGGAAGACGGCAGCUGGGUCCCCGCAGAGCCCGUGGAGGGCAGCAUCGUCGUCAACGUGGGCGAUGUUUUGCAGGUGCUCAGCAACAAGAAGUUCAAGAGCGCCACGCACAGGGUGGUGAGGAGGCCGGGGGCGCACCGCCACUCCAUCGCCUUCUUCCUCAACCUCCACGGCGACAAGUGGGUCGAGCCGCUGCCGGAGUUCGCGGGCGACGCCGGCGAGCCGCCGCGGUACAGGGGGUUCCGAUACAACGAGUACAUGCAGCUGAGGAUGAGGAACAAGACCCACCCGCCGUCCAGGCCCGAGGACGUCGUCCACAUCACCCAUUACGAGAUCUAGCUUCCAUGGUCCAUUGGUACUCUGUACUGUGCCUUUUUUUCUGUUCUCAAAUUUCAGUUCGUCUGUGGUGUGAACAGUAGCCUGGGGUUAUUUUUGCACUCCCUUCAGUCGAAUGUGGUCAGAACCAUUGGAUUGUAAUCCAAAGCUUUAGAGCAUC
Messenger RNA from Triticum dicoccoides, 1281 nucleotides. RefSeq names its product 2-oxoglutarate-Fe(II) type oxidoreductase hxnY-like. The transcript is spliced from 2 exons. The record is from RefSeq and is a predicted model, not a curated record. The coding region runs from base 18 to 1124 and encodes 368 amino acids. Lineage: Eukaryota; Viridiplantae; Streptophyta; Magnoliopsida; Poales; Poaceae.